Molecule: messenger RNA, 696 nt
Organism: Dictyostelium purpureum
Lineage: Eukaryota; Evosea; Eumycetozoa; Dictyosteliales; Dictyosteliaceae
Exons: 2
Coding region: 1-696 (231 amino acids)
Source: RefSeq, a predicted model, not a curated record
AUGGAAUUUAAAUUAAAAGUAAGUGAACCUUAUAAUAUCAAUAUCAAUAAUAUCAAUAACAAUAACAAUAAUAACACAACAGCAGCUUCAUCAUCAUCAUUCAGUUUAAGCAAUAGUAAUAGUAAUAAUUAUACAACAACAGUAGCAUUAGCAUUCAGUUUAAAAAAUAGUUAUAGUAACAAUAAUACAACAACAGCAGCACCAGAAUCUACAACAUUCAUUUUAAAAAAUAGUAAUAGUAACUAUAAUUUAAAUAGUAGUAUUAGUGAAUAUAGCAAUCUAAAUAAUAAUAGUAUCAAUUUAGCCCGAAGCGCAAGUUGUAGUAGUAUAAGCAGUUGUAAUAGUAAUGAUAUCAAUGGGAGUAGCAGUAGUAGUGGUUGCAACAAUAAAAACAGUAAUAGAUUUUUAAUUAAUAAUAGUAAUAUAACACUUCCACCAUCAUCAUCAUAUAGAAAUUUAAAUAAAGAGGAAUUAAAAUCAUCACCAAUUUAUAUACUACAUUUAAAAACAUUUAAUAUCGGUAAUAUUCAGGAGGCAUUAGAUAAGUUUAAUUCAAACAGAGCAGACUACCCAAAGAUUACCUAUGAAGUAAUGAAGAAAUGUCUCAAGUAUUCAAAUAUUGAAGAUUUAAAAAAACUAUUUAAAGUAAUCAGUGCAUAUUCUACAGGUAUAAUCCUUCCACAUAAAACUGAUUGA